Molecule: messenger RNA, 1918 nt
Organism: Ectocarpus sp. CCAP 1310/34
Lineage: Eukaryota; Phaeophyceae; Ectocarpales; Ectocarpaceae
Source: the annotation of a GenBank genome assembly
UCGCGGUGGGACUCCCGACUGACGGACCCAGCCAGGGCAUCAACUGACCCGGACCAGCGUGCCAGCAGGCUAGCCGUCUUCACGUGCUGCCAGUGCAGUGACCGAUGAUCUUUGACCCUGCGCUGGCCGCGGCCGCCCGAAGGCACCAGCGAGCUCAAAACAAGGUCAACAAAUCUCCGACACCUGGAGGCGUGCCUACUUCCCCAGACAACAAUAACAGCCGGAACAGCAACAUUUCCUCAUCAUCCAGCACGGAAUCAACAAAGGUUCCGCUGCCCGUUGAUGAUGCCGCAGCAGCAGCAACAGCCGAGACGACUCCUCCUUCCACAAUCAGCAAUUCCAGCGCGACCAAAGAUCUUGUGACAGGCGAGAAAGCGAGAUCGACCAGCAGCAGUAGUGGUGAUGCAGGCAGCAGCAGCGGCGGCGCGGCGGCGGCGGCGGUGGCACUGGGGGGAACGGCUUCUUCUUCGAAUUCGAAUGGGGUGGACUUUGAAGGAGCGACGGCGAGAGCUCGGGCGGGGGGUGGGGCGUCAAGACAGAGACAAAUGAAGCCGCGGGUGUUGCUGAAGAUCGUCGUGCUCGGAUGCAGCAACGUCGGGAAAACGAGCCUGAUGAAGCGGUACGCCGCCGGGGACUUCACGGACUACCGCCGCCCAACCAUCGGUGCGGAUUUCAUGACCAAGGAAGUCGUGGAAGGGGACCAGCCGAUGCUUUUGCAGAUAUGGGACACGGCGGGGCAGGAACGGUUUCACGGGGGCUCCUUGGGGUCGGGGUUCUUCAGAGGAGCCAACGCGGCGUUGCUGGUCUACGACGUGGCUUGCGCGGUGUCCUUCGAACAGGUGGCCAUGUGGCGAGAAGAACUGCUGGUUCGAUUAGACGUGGACCCGCAUGACUUUCCCAUCGUCGUCAUCGGCAAUAAGGUCGAUUUAGCUACCGGUUUGCCAAUGGACGGGAUUCACGGAGUGGAUAAGACCCGAGUGAUGAAGUGGUGCGAGAUGCAGGGCAUGGGGCACAUCGAAACCAGCGCGAAGGAUGGCACAGGCGUGGAGGUCGCAAUGCAGGCCGUCGCGGUGCUAGCCCUAGAACAGAAGCGCAAACGGGAGCGAGAUUUAGCGCUUAACCCUUCUCUGGGGGGCGGGACGACGCUUGACUUAGCCGACCAGCGCGCGCGACAGCAGAGAACCGGCGGGUGCUGCUGGUAGAGUCGAAGCACGCCUACUCAGUGGAAAGGGGCGUGGGUGCGAGAGGUUGAUUGGUUUUAAGCUGUCCUCUGGGCGGAGUAAAGGCGGUCACUGCUGGUACAGCAGAACGAGGGGUGUGAUGGCGUGACUUCCGUUGAUACCACAACCUCAGAGGCCCCGUGACGCGGACCGACGGGGGGGGGGCUAGAGCCGCACAGGCCACCGACGGGUAUUACAAUUUGUGGUACACGGGUCGGUGGUAUGGUAGCAAUCGUCGCGUCAUCGUGACAACAGGUCGCAGGGUGAGGGACGACAAGCAUGAUACGCUUAGCAGGAGGGGAAGCUUCGAAACUCGGGCGAGUUCGUGAAUAUGGUACGUUGCAUGUUUCAAUAUUUUUUUGAUGCAAGUGUGGUCUUUGAGAAUCGUGAGCCGUGUUUGAUUGAGAUUGUAGAAGCCUCUAAAACGUCUUUUGAGGUGGUCGACGGUUGCGCGCUGCUGAUGCUGCUUGUUAGUUAACGUUUGAUGUACCAGUAAAAGAUUUUCAGGCAGUAUGUACCUGGAGAAGAGGAAAAAAACUCCAGCCUUGUUUUUGUGCUCUGUGCUUCAGUCGGCCGAAAGCUGUAGAUGUUGCGAGCAGGUGGGGGACAUGUAAAUAAACGUCAAGGUAGGGCGCGUUCAAUGGGCAUUUGUUUGCUCAAGGAACGCCGAAUUAGCUGCCCCCCCCCCCCCCCCCCCC